AUGCGUCUUGAAGUCUUGAGUGGAAUAAAGGCAGAUUCACAGCAACCGGCUCAGAUAAGACCGGUAACAGCUACAGAUGGGGACAGAGAUCGUCGUCCCGAUAUUGUAUAUUUUCUCACUGGACAAGGUGUUGAUGAUCAAGAUCCAGCCAAUAGUAAAUUUGCUAUUAAUACAACAACAGGGGAAAUUUAUGUAUUAAAACCCCUUGAUCGUGAUUUACCUCAUGGACGAUCACAGUGGAGGUUUACAGUUUUUGCUGAAGAUGAAGGUGGAAAUGGUCUUGUUGGAUAUGCAGAUGUCCUAGUUAAUCUUAAAGAUGUAAAUGAUAAUGCACCUUUCUUUCCUUAUGCCAUAUAUACUGGAAAUGUUACAGAAAAUGGAACAGCAGGUAAAUUUAUUUUUUGAAUACCUUAUUUUUCCUUUAUUUUUUUUUUAAGUGUUCAAUAUUUUUAUUUUAUUACUAGCAUUAUUUAAUUUAUAUGAAUUUUAAG
Molecule: messenger RNA, 491 nt
Organism: Centruroides sculpturatus (bark scorpion)
Lineage: Eukaryota; Metazoa; Arthropoda; Arachnida; Scorpiones; Buthidae
Product: putative neural-cadherin 2
Exons: 2
Coding region: 1-405 (134 amino acids)
Biological process (GO): homophilic cell-cell adhesion
Cellular component (GO): plasma membrane; catenin complex
Molecular function (GO): cadherin binding; calcium ion binding
Source: RefSeq, a predicted model, not a curated record